Messenger RNA from Octodon degus (degu), 1299 nucleotides. It is a transcript of the gene St6galnac5, whose product is annotated as ST6 N-acetylgalactosaminide alpha-2,6-sialyltransferase 5. Lineage: Eukaryota; Metazoa; Chordata; Mammalia; Rodentia; Octodontidae. Gene Ontology annotation, molecular function: alpha-N-acetylgalactosaminide alpha-2,6-sialyltransferase activity. Bases 45 to 1034 code for a protein of 329 amino acids. Gene Ontology annotation, biological process: ganglioside biosynthetic process; oligosaccharide metabolic process. The transcript is spliced from 5 exons. The record is from RefSeq and is a predicted model, not a curated record.
CGGAAGCGCGUGCCUGAGGAUUCCGCACAAAAGAGGUGCCCAAAAUGAAGACCCUGGUGCGCCAUGGUCUGGCAGUGUGUUUAGCGCUCACCACCAUGUGCACCAGCUUGUUGCUCGUGUACAGCAGCCUCGGCGGCCAGAAGGAGCGGCCCGCGCCACCGCAAGCCCCGGAGCCCGCGACCGGCAGCGCGCAGCCCGCGGCGGACAGCAGCGCCCAGCCGCGCCUCGCAGCCCCGGCCGCGCCGCGGCCGCUGGACGGGUACCUCGGCGUGGCCGACCACCAGCCCCUGAAAAUGCACUGCAGGGACUGUGCCUUGGUGACCAGCUCGGGACACCUGCUGCGCAGUGGGCAAGGCCCGCAGAUCGACCACACUGAGUGUGUCAUCCGCAUGAACGACGCCCCCACCCGCAGCUACGGCCACGACGUGGGCAACCGCACCAGCCUGAGGGUCAUCGCGCACUCCAGCAUCCAGCGCAUCCUGCGCAACCGCCACGACCUGCUCAACGUGAGCCAGGGCACCGUGUUCAUCUUCUGGGGCCCCAGCAGCUAUAUGCGGCGGGAUGGCAAGGGCCAGGUCUACAACAACCUGCAGCUGCUGAGCCAGGUGCUGCCGCGGCUGAAGGCCUUCAUGAUCACGCGCCACAAGAUGCUGCAGUUCGACGAACUCUUCAAGCAGGAGACUGGCAAAGACAGGAAGAUCUCCAAUACGUGGCUAAGCACCGGCUGGUUCACCAUGACGAUCGCACUGGAGCUGUGUGACAGGAUCAAUGUGUAUGGCAUGGUGCCCCCGGACUUCUGCAGGGAUCCUAAUCACCCAUCAGUACCUUAUCAUUACUAUGAACCUUUCGGGCCUGAUGAGUGUACCAUGUACCUCUCCCACGAGCGGGGUCGGAAGGGCAGUCAUCACCGGUUCAUCACGGAGAAGCGAGUGUUUAAGAACUGGGCGCGGACAUUCAAUAUUCAUUUUUUUCAACCAGACUGGAAACCAGAAUCCCCUGCUGUAAAUCAUCCAGAGAAUAAACCUGUGUUCUGAGGAAUGGGCAUGUGAGAUUGUAAGCCCAGACCGUAAUCCCAGGUACCCGCGGUCUCAAACUUCUGGAGCCACCAGAGGGGAAUUGGAAACAGCUGGUAGCGGAGAGCCGCAUUGCUCCUCCAGGUCCAUGGACAGCCUCCCGGCAACUUGCCCACUGCUCUUUGGGGCUGGUUUGAGACAACAAAUUCCAGAGUUGAGGCGUUCUGAUGAGUGUGGUCACUUUGAAAGGAGCCCCCUUAGUGACUGAAAGCUCAUUUCAGAGAUG